Messenger RNA from Sinocyclocheilus grahami, 984 nucleotides. RefSeq names its product 26S protease regulatory subunit 8-like. Gene Ontology annotation, molecular function: ATP binding; ATP hydrolysis activity. The record is from RefSeq and is a predicted model, not a curated record. NCBI's taxonomy places the organism in Eukaryota, Metazoa, Chordata, Actinopteri, Cypriniformes, Cyprinidae. The coding region runs from base 69 to 908 and encodes 279 amino acids. The transcript is spliced from 11 exons.
UCCAUCAGUCGGCAUUCUGCCCGAGGAAAACAAAGCGGAAAUAGCGCCACUGACGGACGGAAGUUUGUAUGUCCAAGAUGGCGCUGGACGGGAUCGAGCAAAUGGAUAUUGAGGACAGUAAAGGAGGAUCUGGUCUCCGACAGUAUUACCUGUCUAAAAUUGAGGAGCUUCAGUUGACAGUGAAUGAGAAAAGCCAAAAUCUCAGACGUCUUCAGGCUCAAAGGAACGAGUUAAAUGCCAAGGUGCGCCUCCUGCGUGAGGAGCUUCAGUUGCUGCAGGAGCAGGGGUCUUAUGUAGGAGAGGUGGUGAGAGCCAUGGACAAGAAGAAAGUGCUGGUCAAGGUGCAUCCUGAAGGAAAGUUUGUGGUGGAUGUGGAUAAGAACAUUGAUAUAAAUGAUGUAAUGCGCCUCCUGCGUGAGGAGCUUCAGUUGCUGCAGGAGCAGGGGUCUUAUGUAGGAGAGGUGGUGAGAGCCAUGGACAAGAAGAAAGUGCUGGUCAAGGUGCAUCCUGAAGGAAAGUUUGUGGUGGAUGUGGAUAAGAACAUUGAUAUAAAUGAUGUUAUUAUGGCAACAAACCGUAUUGACAUUCUGGACUCUGCGCUUCUUCGACCAGGCCGCAUUGACAGGAAGAUUGAAUUUCCCCCUCCCAAUGAAGAGGCCCGUUUGGACAUUCUGAAGAUCCACUCCCGGAAGAUGAACCUGACGCGUGGUAUUAACCUGCGCAAGAUUGCCGAGCUGAUGCCAGGAGCGUCUGGUGCUGAGGUCAAGGGUGUCUGCACAGAGGCAGGGAUGUAUGCCCUGAGAGAGAGGAGAGUCCACGUUACCCAAGAAGAUUUCGAAAUGGCAGUAGCUAAGGUGAUGCAGAAAGACAGUGAGAAGAACAUGUCCAUCAAGAAACUCUGGAAGUAAACAUUACAAAGUAAUCUGCAUUCUUUUUUUGUGUGUCUUUAAGUUGCUUUGUCACCCAAAUGUAUUCAAAAUAAAU